AUGGCGGUGGUGUGUAAUGCUGGAGAGUGGUUGGUGACAAGUUGUGGUAAAUAUUUGAUAGCGGUUCACAUUAAUGAUACCAGAGAGCCUUUCGUGUUUGACUGCAGCAAAGCGGAACAGCGGCCAAAAGAAAACGAUUUCGAUUGUUUUAGUGAUGGGGCUGGUUCGGAUGAAAAAGGAAGUGACAAAGUGCUUGCAUUUGCUGUGUCUCCAUCUGGGAAGCAGGCAGCCCUCACAGAUGAUAACAAACGUCUCAUCCUUUUCCAACUGGAACCCACCUGGCACUGCGUCAGCACACGGUGGGUGGUGCGGAGAUGCACCUCUCUCGUAUUCACUCAGACAGAGGAGGAAGUGCUUGUAGCUGAUAAAUCUGGCGAUGUGUACUCUUUUUCCUGUGCAGAGCCACAAAAACAGGGCGAGUUGAAGCUGGGACAUCUCUCCAUGCUACUAGCCCUGACUGUUUCUCCUGAUGAUAAAUACAUCAUCACUGCCGACAGGGAUGAGAAGAUCAGAGUCAGCUCUCUGAGAUCUCCCUACAAUAUACAGUCUUUCUGCCUGGGCCACAGGGAAUUUGUCAGCACGUUGCUUGUACCUUGCGGGCAUCCUGAUUGGCUCCUCUCCGGUUCAGGGGAUGGGACAGUCAAGCUUUGGAAUUAUGACACGGGUCGACGUUUACAAAGCUUCGACAUGAGGCAGCUCACGGACACGCAGACCUCUGACACGGAUACUGAAAAGAAGUUUGCCAUCAGCAGAAUCGCUUGUUCACCAGAUGGACGGCAUGUAGCUGUUCAGUGUGAGAGGAUUCCCUCAGUACAGCUCUUUGUGGUAGAGGCUGGCGCGGAGGGAAGACUGGAACCUUCCGAGAGACUUGACCUCCCUCAUGCUCCCUGGGACAUGACCUUUGACUCGCACGGCAGACUUUGGGUCUUGCUUGAGAACGAGGACACAAACGUGCUUCUGUACACACACUCACAGGACCACUGGCAGUCCGACGCCGAAAGUCUCGAAUUGAAGAGAGUAAGUGAAGCGCUGAAAGCUCAGUGGAACUCAUUUCAAGACUCAGUCGGAGAGGAGAGCAAAUUUCAGCACCUGUACAAAGUGAAUUUUGACAACAUGGCAUCGUAUCUACAGAAAAAACAGGAGAGACUGAAACAGCAGGAACAAAAGGAAGGCAAGAAGAGGGCAGCAGAGAACAGUCCACAGUCCAAUGGAGCCAGGAAGAAGAGCAAGGCUAAAGGAAAGAAUGGAGCAGUGGCACAGAGCUGAGCCUCAGCCAAUGAGCUGCAACAUGAGGGUGGGACUGAGCUGAGGCCCAACCAAUGGGCUAAAAAAAUGAGGGUGGCACAAGGCUGAAUCCCAGCCAAUGGGCUGUAACGCAAGGAUUGGAGAUCUGACAGAACACGGCAAUUUAAAUUUUAUUUUGAUGUUUCUUUUGAUUCUCUUUUCUUUUGGUGUUUGGAAGUCAUUUCACUCUGGGAUAAUUAUGUGUUUGGAGAUUGUUUUUGCACCCACCUGUUGCACCAAAUAUCUCCUUCCCCAAGAUGCAA
This is a messenger RNA of Chanos chanos (milkfish), 1547 nucleotides long. It is a transcript of the gene wdr4, whose product is annotated as WD repeat domain 4. Gene Ontology annotation, molecular function: protein binding. NCBI's taxonomy places the organism in Eukaryota, Metazoa, Chordata, Actinopteri, Gonorynchiformes, Chanidae. The coding region runs from base 1 to 1266 and encodes 421 amino acids. Gene Ontology annotation, biological process: tRNA modification; RNA (guanine-N7)-methylation. Gene Ontology annotation, cellular component: nucleus; cytosol; tRNA methyltransferase complex. The transcript has 11 exons. The record is from RefSeq and is a predicted model, not a curated record.